AUGUCGCGUCAAUAUUUCGACGAUCCGUAUGGAUCAUCGCGUCGUCGCGUAACCAUUCCAUCCCAUCAACCAUCGGAUAGUUCAUCUCGACGAAAUGUACCUCCAACAUCGAGAGAUUAUGCUUUUCCAUCUACCAUUCAAAUCAAUCGAGAGAGAAAUCCUCCGCCUCCUCCGCCCCAUCAUUAUCGUGGAGAAUAUUCUCAUUCCGAUGGAUAUACAAAUUCGACAAGAUCAGCAUCCAAUGGAAUGAAUAAUUCAUCGAAUGAUCCACCACAUCGACGAUAUCAAUUAGAGGCUCCUUCUACUCAUUCACAUGUACGAUAUCCUCAAUGGCAUCAUGACAAUCAUCAGGAUCUUUCUUCUUCAUCUGAUGAUCAUUAUUUUAAAAGUCAACAACCACCGUCAAACCAUUCCUCGGCUUUCCCAUCAUAUCGUUAUGAUCAAGAUUAUCCAAGAUAUGAAAGAAAUUCUGAUCAAUACGAUCGAAGAUAUCACCAACAAGAAACUUAUCCCUCUCAAUCCUAUCCAUUACAUUCAAAUCAUCGAUCGGUAGACGUUUCUUCAACACGUCAACAUUCGAAUCCCGUUCAAUCUUCUGAUCAUCCUUCAUCUUCUUCGCAUACUCUUCCAAUCCAUCGGUCUUCUGAUCCUCCAAUGUCAUCCUUUCCACAACCAUCUAGUUCAAUGCAACUUCAUCAUCCGGCUUCUCUUCUAACUCAUUUCCUUCAAAAUCUUUUUGGCGGGCAUAGUCCAUCAUUCAAUGAUAAUGAUGAUGAUUAUCAUUCACCUCUAGCUCCAAUCGAUCUAAUUGCUUUUGCAUUGAUGAUGCAAAGACCUAAUGUUCUUGCUGUUCCUGCUACUCUUCAUAUUCACUUGGGUGAUCUAUUCGAUUUACUUGCUCAUGAUGAAACACCUUCCAUUGGUCUAUCUGACAGUGAUAUUGAACGUAUACCAACGACGACCUAUCGAAAAACAAGUAAAUCGAAAUCUACUGAUGAUAAGUGUGCAAUUUGUUUAAGUGAAUAUAAAACCGGUGAUACUGUGAAAGUUUUACGAUGUAAACAUUUCUUUCAUCCUGAAUGUAUUGAUCCAUGGCUAAAGACUUCAAAUCAAUGUCCAAUCUGUCGUGGUACACAAACUAACUAA
Molecule: messenger RNA, 1146 nt
Organism: Rotaria sordida
Lineage: Eukaryota; Metazoa; Rotifera; Eurotatoria; Philodinida; Philodinidae
Source: the annotation of a GenBank genome assembly